ACCCUCACAGCUACCGCCCACCCGAAGCUCAUUUGAUCCACUCCCGGAACACUCAGCAGUAACCGGCAAAGUACUACCACGAGAAUCCACGAUUCCUACCGUCCGAUCCUUCAUCCCCGCUCCCAUCAACCACAAUCGUUUACCACCGACAUCGAUAUGGCUGACUCGGCAAGCUGGCUCCGGCCUUUCGCCCGCUCACGCGGUACCGCCAUACCGACCUCCAAUCCAGGUCAACAUGACAAUACAAACCCCGCCGCUGCUACGUCGCGGGCCCCAGCCCCAGCAAUGGAACCAUCUUCCUCAUCCACCCUCUCACCGACCCGUGUCAGAGGCGGUCCGGCCGUCCGGCGCGUCAAGAGUUUGUUAAGUCUUGGAGGAUCUGGCAGUAGCAACAAGGGCCGCAUACACGUACCGGCGCCAGCACCGAUCUGGAUGCUACCACUGACCGAGCUGGAGCUGGACGGGGACGGUGAUUUGUACGGAGCUGGAGUCAGCGGCAGUCGUGGUAGUCGGUGCGGCGGGAGCUUGACGACGUGGCAUAACCCGAAUCUGAUGCAAAUGGUGGAGACGCUGAGGGCUGUCAUGAUUGCAAAGAGGAAUGCCCUGGAGGGAAUUCCGGUUUGCUACAAUUCCCACGUCUUAGCCUUGAUUGAAGGCUUUGCUCAUGUCACUGAGCAGCUGCGCGAAAAAGACGAGGCAUUUGCCGAACUUAAGAACAUUCGAGAGAAGGAACUUGAGCAGUUCCGAAGCGUCAGCGAAGAGUGGGUGCGUCGGGAGGAGGGUUACAAGGCUGAGGUCAAACGACUCGAGCUCGUCUUGGCAAAGGAGAGCAAAGAUGGCGUGGCCUCGGUAGCAAUGGCCAGACAGGGAAGUCUGGUCGAUCGGGCUGGGUCGAAGCGUUUCCGAGCUAGGGUGGAACGGAUAAGCAAGUCUGUCGAACAUGAUGUUGUUGGUACAGACGCAAGACGGCAGCUCGGUGCCCAACCAGUCGAUUUCGAGGAAGCCACGACUUCCUACAAAGUAUCGGGUUCAAUUCCUCAGAUUCUCGAUUCGAAUAGAGAUGUCCUGAUGAGUCGCCUCUUGGUACGACAGGCCAUAGAGGAGAAGCGUCUCCUCGGUGAACAAGGUCAAAUGCUGCCUGCCCCGGCGAGGGCACGCCAUGCACAGCACCAGAGAGCUCUCGAAGUGCACAGAAGCACCAUGAAAAGCCGGAAGGAGUUUUCAUCUUCCUCCGCUUCGAGUUCCCCUACGGACGGUCAAGUCGGGCCUGAGAGGGGACUGCAAAACAGUCAAGACAUUGACUGUGCAGACACUCCCAACGACAAACAUUCACUCACUAAGCCUCACCGAGCAGUGUCGUUUGAACUUGGUCCGCCCAGGUCUCCUGACUCAGAGGGCAGCGGAAAGCCGCUAUCGACUUAGCUUGACCGCAGUACAACAGCCCGUUCAGGUGACAAAUCGUUGGAGUUUCCAUGGAGCAUAAAAUCCCAGACACGAAGAUAGGCA
Canariomyces notabilis is the source of this 1506-nucleotide messenger RNA. RefSeq lists its product as uncharacterized. The record is from RefSeq and is a predicted model, not a curated record. NCBI's taxonomy places the organism in Eukaryota, Fungi, Ascomycota, Sordariomycetes, Sordariales, Chaetomiaceae. The transcript is spliced from 4 exons. Bases 157 to 1422 code for a protein of 421 amino acids.